Penicillium chermesinum is the source of this 1629-nucleotide messenger RNA. RefSeq names its product cytochrome P450. The transcript is spliced from 2 exons. Bases 1 to 1629 code for a protein of 542 amino acids. Lineage: Eukaryota; Fungi; Ascomycota; Eurotiomycetes; Eurotiales; Aspergillaceae. The record is from RefSeq and is a predicted model, not a curated record. Gene Ontology annotation, molecular function: iron ion binding; oxidoreductase activity, acting on paired donors, with incorporation or reduction of molecular oxygen, reduced flavin or flavoprotein as one donor, and incorporation of one atom of oxygen; heme binding.
AUGUUACUGAGUCCUUCGGUGCCCCUGGUUGGCGCGCUUUGUGCCGGGUUCCUGAUCCUGCACUACCUUGUCCAACGCUUGCACCACUAUAAGAAAGCAAAAGCGUGGAACUGCGAGCCUCCUCGACCAGGACCUUCCGGGUUCUUUGGAAUCCCGGGAUUCUACCGCCUGAGCAAAGCGGUUCGAGAAAAGCGAUGGAUCGACUAUCUGGCCGAACAAUAUGACGUCGUGGGUCGGAAUACCUUCAGCAUGCAGUUUUUAAACCGCCGCAUGCUCACCACAAUUGAGCCGGAGAAUAUCAAAGCAGUCCUGGCGACUCAGUUCCAGGAUUUCUCUCUCGGCACACGACAUGAGCAAUUCGAUCCUCUCCUAGGCGAUGGGAUUUUCACUCUGGACGGCGCUGGAUGGUCGCAUGCACGGAGUCUGCUGCGACCGCAGUUCACGAGAGAUCAAGUCGCCGAUCUCGCGCUUUUAGAUGACCACAUUCAGCACCUGCUGAAGUUGAUCCCGAAGGAUCGCAGCAGCUUCGACAUCCAACGACUCUUUUUCUUGCUCACCCUCGACUCCGCCACCCAUUUCCUGUUCGGCGAGUCGGUGGGCUGCAUGAAUUCGUCGGAGACCACCGACGUUCUGGCCAAGUGCGCAGUUCGAAACGCCCAGGGCUUCGCGGACGCAUUCACCACCGCCCAGGAUUACUUGGCUGCUCGGUCGCGCGCCCAAGGACUGUAUUGGCUUGUCAACCCCAAGGAGUUCCGGGAAGCCAAUCGUCGGGUGCACGAAGUCGUCGACUACUAUGUGAACAUGGCACUCGCAAAAAAAAGAAAUCCGGAAAAGAAGCCAGAGGGCGGCCGUUACAUUUUCCUCGAUGCGCUGGUAGCCGAAACGGAAGAUCCCAAGAUGCUGCGAGACAAUAUGCUCAACAUUCUUCUGGCUGGUCGCGAUACCACUGCAAGUUUAUUGAGCUCGACCUUCUUCUAUCUGGCUCGUCACCCGCCUGCUUGGAAUCGUCUCCGCCAGGAGAUUGUCGAAGUGUUCGGGGAUAGCAAGAACCCCCGGGAGAUCACGCACACGAAACUAAAGGAUAUUCCAUACUUGAGAUACGUUCUGAAUGAAGGUGAGCCAUACCUUGAGACGGUGGCGCCCAUUGAUCGUUCCCAGCCCCCACUAACUGUGCCCGAAGUUCUCCGACUCCAACCUCCGGUGCCUGUCAACUUUCGAGUUGCUACCAAAGACACCUCCCUCCCCGUGGGAGGAGGUCCUGAUGGCAGGUCGCCCAUCUAUGUCCAGAAAGGCGUCAUUGUUGCUUACAGUGUUUUCGCCAUGCAUCGCCGCACCGACUUCUGGGGCCAAGACGCGACGACCUUCCGACCAGAGCGCUGGGAGGAGAACGGCAAACAUGGAUGGGAAUAUCUGCCCUUCAAUGGCGGUCCUCGGAUCUGUCUUGGCCAACAAUACGCUCUGACCGAGGCCAGUUAUACCGUUGUGCGACUGAUGCAGCAUUUCGAUACCCUUGAAAACGCGGACCCCAACCCUCGCCAGGAGCCCAUUAAGAACUCGAAUCUCACAAUGAUGCAUGAUUCGGGUGUCGCAGUGCGGCUCUAUUCUUCCGGGGGCUCCUUAAAUGGAUGA